Macrosiphum euphorbiae (potato aphid) is the source of this 573-nucleotide messenger RNA. The record is from the annotation of a GenBank genome assembly. NCBI's taxonomy places the organism in Eukaryota, Metazoa, Arthropoda, Insecta, Hemiptera, Aphididae.
AUGAACGACAAACAAAUGAUUGCACUAUGGUUAUACAAUCGUCGACGCAAAAGACAACAGAAAAAUCGUGUUUUUUGGGUACAUCCUAUUAAUGCUAGAAGAGAGGAAGUGGGAUUAUUUUAUACUUUAUUUAUUGACUUACGAAAUGAUGAAAAUAAGUUUUUUAAUUAUUUCCGUAUGUCAUAUGCUUCUUUUGGUGUAUUACAUGGACAACUCCGGGAUAAGCUUCAACGUGAAAACACGCAAUUUAGAAAUUGUAUACAACCAGUUGAGAUGUUAUCGAUAACAUUGAGGUAUCUUGCAAGUGGUUGUACAUUCACCGAUUUACAUUUCAGUUAUAGAAUAGGAAUUUCAACGGCAAGUAAAAUAGUAGAAGAAGUAUGUACAGCAAUUUGGUGCCUAAUGAGAGAGGAUUUUAUUCCAACACCAACGAAAGAAAUAUGGGAGUUAAUUGCUUCUGGAUUUGAGAAUAGAGCUAAUUUUCCGAACUGCAUAGGAGACGUCGAUGGCAAACAUAUCCGUUUAACUUGCCCACUUAACAGUGGGUCAAUGUAUUUUAAUUAUAAAGGAUAA